Molecule: messenger RNA, 1271 nt
Organism: Hyposmocoma kahamanoa
Lineage: Eukaryota; Metazoa; Arthropoda; Insecta; Lepidoptera; Cosmopterigidae
Exons: 7
Coding region: 38-1234 (398 amino acids)
Source: RefSeq, a predicted model, not a curated record
CAUUCUGGAUCUAUCCGUUGAAUAUUGACUAACCAACAUGUCUUCCUUCGCUUUCUUGUUGCUCUGCGUUCAGGCUUGCCUGAUCCAGUACACAUUUGCCAAUCCCAUUGUCUCAACAAAGCCCUGUGGUCUAGCUGCACCAAAAAUUCCUUCAUUACUUCCUGCUGUCAUCUUAAGCGAUGACAGAUUUGAAGCAUACGAGGGCUAUGGUGCCGGUAACGUCGUAGUGUCCGGUGACGUCGGCAUCAAAGGAACAACUAGACUCACUGGAACUAUUCCAGUCCUGGGUUUGGUUAAAUUCAAUGGAAAAGUAUAUGCCUAUGGUGAAGCUACUACUAGUGGCAAAUGUGGGUGUGGAUGCGCGGUGUACAACAAAUGCAAUUACGGUAACCCUCACGCACCUGAUGCCAACGCCGCAAUCAACGCUGCUGCCUUUAAUGCCGCUGCUGCGGCCAGAGCUGCUGAUUGGGAAGCUGGAUGGCCUAUUACGUACAAUCCCGCGCUGGCGAACAGCGGCAAGGGUGCAGGCAACGUGGCAGUGGUGGGUGAGCUGGGCGUCACCGGCUCCACGUUGGUCUCUGGUCUAGUGCCGGUAGCUCCAGCUGAACCGCUGGUCGGUAGCGAGCCUUCCAGAGUGACGGCGGCGAGCACUGGGAGAUUACCAGACGCAUCAAGCAUGCCUGAAAUGUCGUUUUCGGAGAGCACGUUAACCGCGCUGCAGCUGGGGGCCCAGGCGAUGGGAGCCGGCGCUGGCUUCCACGUAUCCCAAGCAGGGGCACGCUAUUUGACACUAUUCUUUGUUCAGCAAUUCGUUGAAUACCAACUAAAAAUGAACUCCUUCGCUUUCUUGUUACUCUGCGCCCAGGCGUGCCUUAUCCAGGCGGUGUACACGAAGUGCGGUCUUGAUUACGCUCCCGCACUCGCUGAAGCUGAAGCCGCUGCUGCUGCGGCCAAUGCUGCCGCUGCUGCCAACGCUGCCGCUGCUGCUGCCAAUGUCGUGGUCAGAGAUGCUCGUUUGGGCGCUGGUUGGGUCGGCCCUGCUGCAUAUGCUCCCGCACCGUACAGCGGCCAUGGCGCCGGUAACGUGGCAGUAGCCGGCGAAUUGGGGGUAGCCGGCUCCACACUGGUCGCUGGCCAGGUUCCAGUGCUCGGCGCUGUCAAGUUCAACGGACAAGUGCCCGCAUCUGGCGCUGUCACCAUCUCCGGAUCUUGCGGAUGCGGAUGCGAAUACUAAGACCUUCAAUUGGCAGACUAUCAGAUAAAAUACACUU